Molecule: messenger RNA, 1578 nt
Organism: Dioszegia hungarica
Lineage: Eukaryota; Fungi; Basidiomycota; Tremellomycetes; Tremellales; Bulleribasidiaceae
Exons: 2
Coding region: 1-1578 (525 amino acids)
Source: RefSeq, a predicted model, not a curated record
AUGUCGCUUCCUACGGCCGGCCGGAUCCUACGGUCAACCUCCAAGGCCCCACAGGCACCUCCCGCCCGCAUCGGACUCGCCCCUCGUCAGGCCAAAUCGAAAAACUCAUAUUGCCCUCCCCCCACGGCCACACCCAUCGACGAAGACGGAUUUCAGCUAAUCGGCUCCCGCCGCAGAUCACCACCGCAACCCAGAACGCCCGCUCCUCGACGCCCGGGACGGACCACCGCCUCGCAAUGCUUCGGCGGGGGGAGUAGAGACGGAGAAGGGGGCGCAGCGGGGGAGGCGGGAGAGACGGCGAUGGCGGAGCAGAGGACGUCGGGACAGGAGGAGGGUCCGGAGACGACGGAGGCAGUUGAGGCGCAGAUAGAGAGCGGGAUUGCAGAGAUGGAGGCUGCGCUGAUCCGCGAACGGGAGGACGGCGAGAGGAGACUGGCUGAACGGGUAAUCGAGGAAGCGAUGGCUAGGGCGCGGGAGGAUAGCGAGAGGAUACGGGCGGAACGGAAUGCCCUGCUGGAGAAGGAGGCGGAGACGGACAGGCUCAACGCGAUAGAAGGGCGUCGGGUGCUCGAGGAGAUGAUGGCAGCGGCGCCGGUGCAGGAGGCUCUUCAGGAAGUACCCAUUGUGGAGGGAGGGCCGGACAGGCGUGCGCGGGUCGAAGACGCGCCGGAUAGAGCGGGGAUAUGGUCUGACACAGAGACGGAGGAGGUGGAGCCAUCGCCGUCCGCCCCGCCCAAGACGAAGUCUCAACGGCGGACCCGCCCACACGCCAAGGAAGACCGAGCACGCAAGCGGUCAAAAAAGGCGGCCAAAAACCAGUCCAUCGUCCGGCCCGUCCAAACGCUGGCGAAUACAUGCCUCUCUGACGACCAGCUUCUUGUCGAAUUCCUCAAACUCGCCAAGAUGCCCGUACUCCUCGUUCCCCUCCAGAGCCGCCUCGUACCAGCGUUCCAAGACGCCGCACGACGCGCCGCCCAAAAGUACCUCGACUACCCGUCCGCCCAGGCAGUCUUCGAGUUUCUCGCACUCGUCAAGGGAGCGAUUGUCCCUUCCGAGCUCGGCGGACACCGGACUCUGGAUAGGCUCAGAGUGUGGCCAAACGUGGAAUGGCAGCUGGGGGAAGAGACACAAGUGAGAGGAGGGUCGGGGGAGUCGGACGCGGCAGCGAGGGCGGAGAAGCUGGUGGAGAAGGGGAGAGUGGGAGCGGCGGCGAAAGUACUGGCGGGGGUAGCGAAGGUAGCUGAGGUGACGGGGGAGGUGAUUGAGAAGCUGCGGGACUUGCACCCCAAAGGGGAAGCGGCCCCAUUCGGAACGUCAGCAGGACCCGUGAACGGAGAAGUGCCGAAGGAGGCGGAUAUUGAGGACGCGCUGAGGGGAUUCGCCAGUGACGUCGCAUGCGGGGUGUCAGGCUGGACGGUGCCACUGCUCCGGAUGGCCGCCAAGGACGACACCGUUCUCAAAUUCCUCACCACCCUCACCGCCAACAUCGCCGCCGCCGCAUCACGCCCCUCACCAAGCCCGGGACCGGCGGUCUCCGUCCGAUCGCGGUCGGUGAUCUCAUCUAUCGCCUGGCAAUGA